CAUCCUCCUCAUUAUUCCGACGAGGAAGAACCCAAGAACGAAGAAGAAGAAGACGCGAAGCUCGGGGCGCGGCCAUUCUCCGAUCCCCAGCUCGCCUUCCAAGCCGCCGCAUUCCCCCGCCGUUGAUGCGGGUGGAGGCCGGGGGCCUCCCGGAGCUUGGGUCGGGGGCGAGGGACCCCGCCGGCGCGCGGCGGCAGCGGCGGCGGCGUCAGCAGCGGAGGCCGGCGAUGCCGUCGGCGGGGGCGGCGGCGCAGCCAGCCCCGUCGCCCGCGGUGCAGGGGCUCUUCGAGGCGUGCCGCGAGGUCUUCGGUGCCUCCGCCGGCGCGGUGCCCUCGCCCGCCGGGGUCGAGAGGAUCAAGUCCGUUCUUGAUAGCAUUUCAGCGGCAGAUGUCAGCCUAACUCGAAACAUGUCAUAUUUCCGGCGUGUUAAUUCCAAUGGCAUUCCUAAAAUCACUUACUUACACCUUUAUGAGUGUGAGGCUUUCUCGAUCGGCAUCUUUUGUUUGCCUCCAAGGGGUGUCAUUCCUCUCCAUAAUCACCCCAACAUGACUGUGUUCAGUAAGCUUCUUUUUGGUGAGCUGCGUGUGAAGUCCUAUGAUUGGGCUGAUGCCUCACAAGAUUCAACUGAUGCUCAGUUGCAAGGAGCCCGCUUAGCAAAGGUGAAGGUUGAUGGCACCUUGAAUGCACCUUGUGCAACAUCGGUACUAUAUCCGGAAGAUGGUGGCAACCUGCACUGCUUCACCGCACAUACUGCUUGUGCUGUUCUUGAUGUCCUUGGCCCACCAUAUGACGAUGGCAGUGGGAGGCACUGCCAGCACUACAACGUCUCUUCCUCUGCACCUUCUGCUGGAGAUUCAAAGCCCCUUCCUGGAGACGAUGGAUACGCAUGGCUGGAGGAGUGUGAACCACCAGACAAUUUUCAUCUUGUCGGGUCAACUUAUAUGGGUCCAAGAAUUGUGGACAAUUGAACUUACGAGGAUUCCUUGGUUUCUUGCAGCGCAUGAUGUAACUUUCAUUUGGUGUAAAUACAUCGCUGGAGAAAAUAGGUCCUCCUUUGGUCAUAACUAGACCACGUUCAUCAUCACUUAAACUGGAGGACCUAAAUUGCUUAGUAAUAAAAACAUGCUCGGUAAUUGAGGUUGUGUAGGCCUUUGCUGUAUUUUUUUUUCUUGUUCAUUUCUGUGUUUUCUUGUGUCUCUAGUCUGUACCAGUUAGCAGUGUAGCAUUGGAUUGCCUGAUUCAUCAUGUUCCCAAGUAAUGUUUGGACUUGCUAAAAAAAUCAGAAAUCUUUUCCUUUUCCUGACUA
Molecule: messenger RNA, 1306 nt
Organism: Oryza sativa Japonica Group (Japanese rice)
Lineage: Eukaryota; Viridiplantae; Streptophyta; Magnoliopsida; Poales; Poaceae
Product: plant cysteine oxidase 2
Molecular function (GO): oxidoreductase activity, acting on single donors with incorporation of molecular oxygen, incorporation of two atoms of oxygen
Source: RefSeq, a predicted model, not a curated record